CCGUUGCCGAAUAUCGAUAAAAGCCCAAGCCGCUGAUGGCGCUGCGCUGGCAACCACCCGGCUUGCUGCCGGUGGCCGAUUUACGGUGACGGCGACGUACCCCGAUCGUCGGGGCGAAAGAAGAAAAAAAAGGGAAAGGGAUUUCAGUCGUCGGCGACAUCGGCGCGUUAUCAGUUUAUCACCCGUCGGGCACUGCGCUUUAUCAGUCCGGUCCCCACUCCGUCGUCUACGUCAGCUCGCGCGCUACGUUUGCACGAAACGAGUCGCCUGGCCCACAAGUCUGUGCGGCGUCAGCACGUAGGCCAAGCGGUUCUCUUCAGCACAGCGAGAACGGGACAAGCAGCAGCAGUAGCAGCAGUUCGCGGACCGCCACGUUUCGCGCGCGUCCAUUUCGUUUGUUCGUCAGCGCCGGAAACACCGUUUCCCGCGUCGUCGACGUUCGGAACGCGAAACGUGUCCGAGACACCGCUCGUUAUUUAGGCCACCGCCGACGUAGCCGCACAACAUGACCGGCUCAAAAAUGUUAUCUUUUAUCACUGUUGUGUUAGUAAUUAACACACCUUCUAUUUGGGCUUGGGACUCAGAUCAAAUGGAAGUUUUUGAUCUUGUUGAAGAAAUGAAUAAUAUCAAUUUCUAUCAGUUUUUAGAAGUACCCGAAAAUGCUAAUUCAUCAGCAAUAAGACAUGCUUUUAGAAGAAUGUCAUUGUUAUUACAUCCUGAUAAAAAUAGUGCUCCUGAUGCUGAAGCAAGAUUCAGAGAAUUAGCAUCAAUUCAUGAUGUUUUACGUGAUCCUGUAAAACGGGGACAUUAUGACAAAGUUUUAAGCGAAGGAUUACCGAACUGGCAUCAUGCUGUUUAUUAUUAUCGACGAGCUAGAAGGAUGGGUUUCCUCGAAAUGGUUGUUAUUCUCUUUUCUAUAAUUAGUGUUGGUCAAUAUCUUGUUGCUUGGGGAUCAUAUAUAGAAAAUAAAUUCACUGUGGAUGAGUUAAUAAGUUCAAAAAUGAAAAAGCUACGAAAACAAAAGAAAUAUCGAGGUGAAUCAACAAUACCUCCUGAAUUUGAUGUGAACAUUCCAAAACCAAGCUUAAAGAAUACUCUUCCUUGUCAAAUACCUUAUUGGUUAUGGUUGUUUAUCUUAAAAUCACCAUCGCUAACAACAUCAGCUAUAUCAUUUUUGAUUACCAAAUUCAAAGAGCGAAAAAAUAAUCAGAAUAAAUUGGAAUAUGAAAAACCAGAACCAAUUAUUCGUGAAAGAAUUAGACGUCGUAAAGUACAAUAUAAGAUACCAGAGAUUAAUGAUUAUGUUAGCACUAAUGGGGAUACUCGCGGAAAAAUCAAUACUGAAAAAAUUGAAACUACUGUAGUUGCUGGUGGUUUGUGGACCGAUGAAGAUUUAUAUGAAUUGUCGCAAAUGGUAAAUAAAUUUCCUCCUGGUACAUCAGAUAGGUGGCAAAAAGUAGCAAAAGCAAUGCAUCGUCCAGUUCCUGAAGUUGCAUUCAUGGCCAAUAAAAUGAAACAAAACGGAUAUAAAGUUCCAAAUCCAGAGGAAGUAGUUGAAUCAGUUAUCACAGAAGAACCAAAAAAGAUUAAGACAAGAGCAACUGAGAAUAUUGAAUCUAUUAACCGUUCAUGGACUCAAAUACAACAAAAAGCGUUAGAAAGUGCUCUUAUAAAAUUUCCAAAAGGCUCCACUGAAAACCGUUGGGAGAAGAUAUCUAAAUCUGUACCAAAUAAAACUAAAGAAGAGUGUAUGGCUAGAUAUAAAGAAUUAAAUGAACAAUUUAAAAAGAAAAAAGAUUCUAUUGAUGGCGUUUUAGAAAAUGUUGAUAAUGACAAUAACAAAAAAUAAACUAUUAAUUUUUA
This is a messenger RNA of Sipha flava (yellow sugarcane aphid), 1863 nucleotides long. Its product is annotated as dnaJ homolog subfamily C member 1. The record is from RefSeq and is a predicted model, not a curated record. The coding region runs from base 506 to 1849 and encodes 447 amino acids. NCBI's taxonomy places the organism in Eukaryota, Metazoa, Arthropoda, Insecta, Hemiptera, Aphididae. The transcript has 7 exons. Gene Ontology annotation, cellular component: endomembrane system.